AUGAACACAUCGACUGACGCCCACAACUCUGCGGCUUUAGCAGCCCUGCUAUCAUACCCUCUAAGCUGUCAUAAAACAAUAUUUCUGUCGCUUUGGGAAUGUUCGUGGGAUCAUCAAGUCAGCGGCGCACCGAUCGAUUCGUGGUCAACUGCCUAUUUUUGUCGGCAAAACCCUGCCGUUGCCCGCAGCAGCUCUCGGCGGUUGCAUGAGCAAGACAAGGGAGCUCCUAUGGCUACCCGGAUCAGCCUAUGCUCAAUAUUCCAUAAUUUUGCAGGGGCCUUCUGCUUGCACUGCCCUCAUACUCUGAUAUGCUAUAGCGAUAGGCCUCAGCAGCGUGCUGUUGGUCAAAACGCUCUGGCUCCAGAUAGAUGUCAUGCUUAG
This is a messenger RNA of Wickerhamiella sorbophila, 381 nucleotides long. RefSeq lists its product as hypothetical. Bases 1 to 381 code for a protein of 126 amino acids. The transcript is spliced from 2 exons. Lineage: Eukaryota; Fungi; Ascomycota; Dipodascomycetes; Dipodascales; Trichomonascaceae. The record is from RefSeq and is a predicted model, not a curated record.